Messenger RNA from Diaporthe citri, 1395 nucleotides. RefSeq lists its product as uncharacterized. The record is from RefSeq and is a predicted model, not a curated record. Lineage: Eukaryota; Fungi; Ascomycota; Sordariomycetes; Diaporthales; Diaporthaceae. The coding region runs from base 1 to 1395 and encodes 464 amino acids. The transcript has a single exon.
AUGUCCCCGGUGGAGCACGACUACCCACCUAGGGAGGUGCACCGGCCCAAUACUGAUCGCCACGCGGCCAAGCAUUCAUAUAUCCAACCUCAGCCCAGCGCGCCCGCCGGCCGAGUCCAUAUUUACACAACCAACACUCCUUCCCACAGCCGUGCCUCUUCCGAUUCCAUUCACUCAAACACCUACGCCGCAAUGGACGACCAGGUCAUGAUACCAGCAAAGCCCAGCCAACACGGUGGCCCACAGUCAGAGGAUCAGGCCCCUGUUCUCCCCCAGAAGAGCGCCCUCCGAGCAUCGCGGCUACUCGACAACCUGGUUGGCCUGAAGUUGACAAUGCCAGACCCGCCCAGCUUCACACAAACACCCCACGAUGAGUACAUGUCCUCGGAGGAGGACGCCUCCUCCACGGCUGGUGACUUCUCAGACUUCGAGUACGAUUCAAGUAGCGAUGAUGUCUGCCCUUCGCCUGCAAAAGACAGGAGGAGCCACGAGGUAACGGCCAGGGUGGUGUCAGUCAUCUUCUCAGGGAAGCCGUCUGUCGUGGAUGUGCCACAAAACCGACGGUCGAUCUCACCCACCUCGUUCGAGAGGCGGCAGAGCAUCAUGGACCUCGCCUCACAAUCACUCGCUCAGGAGGAAUCUGAGGUCAAGAGGCGGCGGAUGUCUGUUACAAGCACGUCUUCCGACUCGGUCUCCACCAAACCAGUACGGGCUGCCCACCCUCCUCGAAGCAGCAGCAUGCAGCCACCAGCCACCCACAACACAAUCAAGAAGACGAAACCGGCCUUCCUACAGAUCGAUCCUUACGCCAACGGAAGCGUGUACUCGCUAGACGUUCUCCAGGAGCCAAAAGAGCCAGAGCAGGAGGACGACCGCCCAAAAACCCCCAGGACGCCUACCAAGAUGUUCAAGGGCGUGGCUAGGACAUUGAGCUUGAUGAAGAGGCGAAGCACCCCAAGGAUGAACCAAGCAUUCCUGUCGUCAGCCUCCCAAGAACACAUGCCCCUGGCGACAUCGCCAUCGAAGCGCAGCAUCCUGGGCGAGCCGUUGUGCGAAGCACCACAGGAGAUGAGCGAGGAGGCGAUUGAGGAGACGUCCGAGUUCGCUGUGCCGCCCCCACCACAGAGGCCGCCGCCUCAACCUCACUCGGCCGCAGUCACGUACGACGAGAUAGUCCGCGUCGCCAAAAGGAACGAGAGGAUCGAAAGGAACGAGAAGUUGCUCUCUGUCGCGCGGACACCAACCAGCGACCUCGCUGAGUCGCCCAUCUCUCCAAUGUCUCCCCUGUCCGCAACUAGCACCAACACGACUGCCACCACCGGCAAGAGAAUGUCAAGUUUCAACGCCGCACGGAGGAGAAUGAGCAUCAAGCUCACCGGAAAAUUACAACUAUAA